GGCACACACACACACAUACACACACAGGGAUCUCGACAUCUCACUGCCUUCUGCUCCUUACAGGAACAAUACCCCUGGCCUAAUCCCUUUCAUUUCUAUCCCUCUCUCUCUCUCACUCACGUCCCCACCACCUCUCUAUGCUGUAUCCCCUGCUCUGCACCCCCACCAUGCCAUCUCCUAUUCCCUUCUCCAUCGGUUAUUUUGCUCCUGCUACUGGAAUAAGCGGCUGGCUGUCGUGAUAAACUUUGCAAAGGGGAGAGAGAGGGCUUCUCUGCCCAUCCCCAACCAUACAGCACAAACCCUCCUCCUCCGAUCAGGUUUUAGAAGCUGCUGUCUGGUCCUGCGGCCUCUGCCUUGCCAACCUGAUUCCAUCAGCAUUUUGCCGUCGCUGGGAGGAUACACUCCACUGCCAGAUCAUAGAAGGAAUACUUUGAUGAUUUGGAGUCCCACCUGUACUUUUUUUGUGGGGUUGAAAAUAACCUUUAUUCUCAGCAUAACAAAUCAGCCCCCUCCACCUGCCUGUGACAAGUCAGCUCUGCGGGUCAACCAGGCUGGUGGCCACUGCUUGCUCCCCCGUCUUAGCCCAGCUCUGAAGAAGCAUCCCUCUGAGAUCUGCUUGAGAAUUGCUGGAUGUAAGUUUUGGAGAAAGCAGGGAAAAGGAGGGAGGAAAGCUUAAGCGGUGGGUCUGGGAAAGGCUAAACCAGAACUCUUUUUCGAACCACACUGUCCCAAAUGUUCAAAUUCAAGGGAAGACACCGAUUCACCAUUAUGAUGGGAUCUCAAAUUGGCACCAGCUCAGACCACCGGAUCUGAAGGCGAAUAAGCAAAGGAAGAGAAAAGCAGGUGGAAGAACUGCUGGGGAGGAGGAAAGCGUUCCCUUUCCCGCAAAGGGCAUUUUCCCGAGCCACUUUGGCGUGGCCUAUGGUGGGCCAGAAGGUGUCCUUGGAAUUUAUCUGUACACUGAGAGGAGCAAAGGAGAGGCGACUGGCAGGCAACCCACAGCAUGUAAAACAGCUCCUUUCAACUAGCAAGUGGUCUUGAAGCCUUCAGGAAGGUCGAUGGGAAAAAGAGGAGGAGGAAAUCAACGUUAAAAGGCAAGAUCCGAGAACCCUAACCUCCGCCAGCCACUUCUCUGAAUCUAAGAGACAGGUUCCAAAAGCCUAACUGCAGGACAGCCUAGCACCACCCACCCCUGCGAACCAUGGCGACCACCUCACCCACAGCCGCUGUGGUGACAGCCACCGUGGUGACAACAGCAGCUGCCAUGGACUUGCGUGACUGGCUGUUCCUCUGCUACGGCCUGGUUGCCUUCCUGAGCGAAGUGAUUGACAGCACCACCUGCCCAUCUGUUUGCCGCUGCGACAACGGCUUCAUUUAUUGCAAUGACCGGGGCCUGACCUCCAUCCCAGCUGACAUCCCGGAUGAUGCCACCACCCUAUACCUGCAGAACAAUCAGAUCAACAAUGCCGGCAUCCCCUCCACCUUGAAGAAAAAGCUAAAUGUUCAGGUCAUCUACCUCUAUGAAAAUGACCUGGAUGAGUUCCCCAUCAAUCUGCCCCGUUCGUUGCGGGAACUUCACCUCCAGGACAACAACGUCCGAACCAUCGCCCGAGACUCCCUGGCGCGCAUCCCUCUCCUGGAGAAGCUGCACCUGGACGACAACUCCGUCUCCACUGUCAGCAUUGAAGACGAUGCCUUUGCAGAUAGCACACGCCUCAAGUUGCUCUUCCUCUCUCGCAACCACCUCAGCAGCAUCCCCUCUGGCCUGCCCCGCACCCUGGAGGAACUGAGGCUGGACGACAACCGCAUAUCCACCAUCCCCCUCCAUGCCUUCAAGGGGCUGAUCAGCUUGCGGCGCCUGGUGCUAGAUGGCAACCUCUUGGCCAACCAGCGCAUUGCAGACGACACCUUCAGCCGCCUCCAGAACCUCAGCGAGCUCUCGCUGGUGCGCAACUCUCUGGCAGCCCCACCUCUUAACCUGCCCAGCGCUCAUCUGCAAAAGCUGUACCUCCAAGACAAUGCCAUCAGCCACAUCCCCUACAACACCCUUUCCAAGAUGAGGGAACUGGAGAAGCUGGACCUGUCCAACAACAACCUGACCACUCUGCCCAAGGGUCUCUUUGAUGACCUUGACAGUCUCUCCCAGCUCCUGCUGAGGAACAACCCCUGGUACUGUGGCUGUAACCUCAUGUGGUUGAGGGACUGGGUCAAGGCCCGGGCUGCUGUGGUGAAUGUGAGAGGGCUGAUGUGCCAAGGCCCCGAUAAGGUCAGAGGCAUGGCCAUCAAGGACAUCACCAAUGAGAUGGAUGAGUGCUUUGACGUGGGCCCGCAGAGCAAUUCGGGAGUGGUGGUGGCAGCCAAGACGACUGCCAGCAAUGCCGCUGUCACAACCCCGCAGGGCUCCCUUUUCACCCUCAAGGCCAAGAGGCCUGGCAUCCAACUGCCAGAUUCCAAUGUUGACUACCCAAUGGCCACCGGCGCUGGAGCCAAAGCACUGAUUCUGAACGUCAAGCCGCUAACUGCUGACAGCAUCCGCAUCAGCUGGAAGGCAAUGCUCCCGGCAGCCUCUUUCCGCCUGAGCUGGUUGCGCCUGGGCCACAGCCCGGCCGUGGGCUCCAUCACAGAGACCCUGGUACAAGGCGACAAGACAGAGUACUUGCUGACAGCCCUGGAGCCCAAGUCCACCUAUAUCAUCUGCAUGGUCACCAUGGAGACGGGCAGCACCUAUGUGCCUGAUGAGACCCCAGUGUGUGCCAAGGCCGAGACGGCAGACAUGUACAGCCCCACCACCACCCUCAACCAUGAGCAAAACAUGGACCCAAUGGCCGGGCUGCCGUUGGCAGGGAUCAUUGGCGGGGCGGUGUCCUUGGUCUUCCUCUUCCUAGUCUUGGCUGCCAUCUGCUGGUAUGUCCACCGGACGGGAGAACUGCUGACACGGGAGCGAGGCAGUCGGAAGAAAGAUGACUAUGUGGAGUCGGGCACCAAGAAGGACAACUCCAUCCUGGAAAUCAGAGGCCCCGGGUUGCAGAUGCUUCCAAUCAACCCACACCGGGCAAAGGAGGAGUACGUCAUCCAUACCAUAUUCCCAUCCAAUGGAACCAGUCUUUACAAAAGCACCCACACCAUCGGCUACGGCACAACCCGUGGGUACAGAGACGGUGGAAUUCCAGACAUAGACUACUCGUAUACAUGAUGUAGAAUCCCCUCCCUCCUCUCACAUACAUCCCUCCUGAUCCCCUCAACUGCCCAGCCACUUCUCUGUUUUUACCCCCCCUCCCUAUCCACACACACAAACAUGUACACCAAGGUUUUGUUUUUUUGCCAAGGUGGGAAAAAAAUGGCAAAACACAAAAACUAUUUUCCAAGCAGAACCAGGUGGAACAAAAGGGGAGGGGAAGAAAGUUUUACAAAAAAAAGAAAAAAAGAAAAAGCAAACAAAAACAAAGCCUAUUUUGUAGAAAACCAACAAAAACACACACAAAAGUUUUAAAAAAAAGUAGACAUGGAGUGGGGCAAAGACAUAAUUUAUAUUUAAUAUACCAGAUUAAAAAAAAUACAUAAACAUACAACUCAGACCAUCAAGGAACAUUGGGUUGUUGUUGGGUCCCACCCCUCCCCCUGAGGGGGGCAGGGGGAAGACCUGGAAGAAGGGAAGGGGGAAAGUGAAAAUGAAAAACAAAAAUGCUACCUGUUUUAUCUUUCUUCCUGUAUAAAUCCUCUAUUUUGUUCAGGAGUUAGAUUAUAAAAAAACAUCAAAAUGUCUUUCCUGGCGGCUAAACUGUUGACUGCAUAGGGGGGGAGGGGGCCCGUGCGAAUCUGCUUCCAUUUCUCCUUUUGCAUUCCAUAACUCUGCUUUCCUUACAGGUUCCAAAUUUGUCAUGCAAAGUUGAGCAACAACCACCACCACAACAAAAUAAGCAUUGGCAAUAUAUAUAUAUCUUUCUGGAGUUCUGAAACAAGACCCUAACCCCAAACCUGCCCCUGCCCUUCCACACCUGACUCAAGUUUCCCCUCAGCCCCUUUCUGCAAGACUCAGAAUCCGUCAACUUUGUUCUUCUGCUCAACACAGACUGAUCAUAAGAGAAAUCUCUGUUUGGUUACCUCCUCACCCAUCUAUCCUUUGGGACAAUCAUUCAAGAAUAUUCUCUUUGUAGGAAUAACUGCAACACGCAGCUCUUUGUCUUUUUAGCAAAAAGAAAGAAAAAAAGAAACUGACAUGGAAAUGGGAGAUGGGCCAGCGUCUUCCAACUCGCAAGAUGUUCCUUCCAAGGUGGGGGCUCUGGAAAUCCUAAAUGAAUCUCAGGUUCACAUUUAGAGUGUGAAUGGUUUUUGAGAUGUUAAGGAAAGACGAGAAAAGCAGGAUUUUGGUUCAAGUCCUUUUCUUUUGCAUCAUCUCAGAAAAUGACCAGCUAGGCCUUUUUCAACAGCUCAUCACUAAGAUGGUUGAGGGUUUCUGUUGGUCUCCUACUGUAUGCAUUUAUUUUUUGCCUCCUCCCUGAUGGGAUAAGGUUUGAGCGUCCAACUGACAAUCUAUAAAUUUUUGCAGGUGUUGGGCACAGUGGCAGGCCCUUGAGGCCACAUCCAAUUGCCUGCCAGGUGUUUAUGAUUAUUUGGCAAUCCAAAGCAAGGGGCAAAAGCAGGUGGAGUACUGAGCCCCUGGCAAAUGGCCACCACAUGUGGUUGGUGGCCUGCCUUCACGUUGGCCAAUGUGGAUAUCUGAACAGCCCCAUGUUGGAAUUUGGUUCUUCUCCUGCCCAAGAGCAGAUUCAAAAGUUGCAGAGGUGUUAGUAUAAGAGAUUCUCCUGCUCAAAUCAGGAGGCUUAAAGGAAAUUCAAACCCACAUCCACCCUGUUUGAACACCUAAAGUUUUGCCACUUGCUAUAAUUGAGCCAGUAUGACAACCUGCAUGUCUGCCUGACUGAGUUUUUCAGAUCUUGUGAAUUGCUGGCAGGAGGAGCUACAAGAAAGGGGCUGUGAAAUGAGCAGUAAUGCACAUAACCCCGAGUCUGUGUGAGGCUCCUGGAUUUGAUCUCCAGCAUUGCCGGUGGUGCACUUUCAGAAAAAGGGCUGGGAAAGUUUGGCGCAACUUGGGGAGGUGCAUCUUUGAAUCUGGUUGAUGGACCACUGGUCUGAAUUCGUAGGAGAGCGCUUUGCUGUUCCACAUGAUGGUCAGGUUUGCACAUGUUUGUCCCCCCAAAAGUGCAGAUGUAGAUUGAAGAGGCCCACAAGACUUUUAGGAUGGAUGGGUGUGGUGAGGAACUGGGUCUCAUCCAUCUAAGUCCCAUCUAACAGUAGAGUGGGUCCACUCAGAGAAUGACUUAGGUGGAUACAACCCGUUACUUAGCUGGAAAGUGUAACGAAGCAAGGAAGGGGAGGGGAAAACAGAUGGAGGCUAAGUCCAUCAAGAACUAUUAAGCAUGAUAGUUGUGUGGAACCUCCAUUUGUAAAGGUAGCAUAUCUUAUGAGCGCCAGAGGCUAAGCACAAAAUGUGCUUCUCAAAAGCAUUGGGCUGGCUACCAUUUGAAUGAGGAUGCUGAGUGAGAUGAACCUUAGCUUUGGUUCAACAAAGAUUUUUGGAAAUAGGACCCCAUUGAAGAAGUUCCCCCUUAUGGGAGCCCUUUUAAUUUACAUCUUGCUAUUAAUAUUUACAUCUUAAUUUACAUCUUGCCAUUAAUAUUUAAGUAUUUCUUCAAGUCCUGAGAGAAAAUACUUUCCCCCACAUAUCACAGGAUGGGCAAUUCUGUAGCAUCAGGCAAAGGGGAUAUAGCUAUACUUCCCUCCUCAAUAAAUUCACUCCAGGAAAGAAAGUCCCCAACAUAAGCCCUAGGCCAGGGUUGGAACAACUUCAUACCAAAUGUCGCCCAGCAGUUACAUAAAGUGACCUGCCAAGGUCUUGAACCCAACACGACCUUCACACCAAUUUUUAUAGUCCAAAGUAGGCAGCAAAAACGAUAAUUUAAAAGUUCCUUGUGGGCCACCAUACCACCAUAUACAGCCAGGAGACUGUGUUUCAAGUAAUUGCAUUGUGUUACUUUAGCACCCACAGUACAGUACCUUUCGAAGGCAAGAGAAUGGGGCGGGGGGGGACAUAACCAGUUGGAUCCACCUCUGGUGGUCCCCUUGGGCCCGCCCCCCCCCCGAUCCAGCAGUGACCAGUUGCCAGUUUGACUUGCUGGGUUGCAAGUUGUGCAGGCCUGACCUCUAGUUAGGUUUGGGUAGAAUUUAAAGUAUUCCCCCACUCCAAGAUCCUGAUCUUGACAAGCAAAACAAACUCAUGGAGGAAAGUAAUUAGAAGUCACUUUAGGUGUCAUUCGACAUGCAGCUUCUCUCUUUUUGCACGCCUUCUGCUGUGUACAAGAAUGUGCAGUGUUUCAACCCCUUAAUUUCUGCAAAUGGCAAUAAAUGGGAUUAGCUGGCUAACUGGAGAGCAAGGCAAUAAACACGCCAUUAGAGGCAUCUUUCAGUGGGAUUCCUUCUCCUGGCCAGCGGGGCUCUCUGACAGCCCGGCAUUCCUUAAUAGCAACAAUAACUGUUCAGGGGAGGAAAAAAUGCAUUUCAAGGGGCUUGUGACAAAACAAAGUGACUGAGGAAGCAGGGUGGGCAAUGAACACUCAGAAAAGGGAAAACAUUAAAAGCCUGGCCAAUUAUCAGCAGAAUGGCAUUUGUGUCCAUCAACUCCCGCAAUGAGCAACGCAUCCCUCUCUGGGUUGCAGUUCCCCUCUAGAUUUACCAAUUUAUCCCACAGUGCCUUUGGCUUAACUGACUUUUGCACCGUCUUCUAACACAGUCCUUAUUGGCACUUCCUGUAUCAGACUGAAAUUGUUUUCUGCUCUAAAAUUGCCAGUUCUAUGCACAGAAAACCAGGGAUAGAGGUGUGCUCCUAUCAUAAUGGCCUAUAGCAGGCUUACAUUUAAUACCAGAUGUUCCAGCCGUGCAAGAUUCUAGUCCCCAUCUAUUGCUAUGUAUAGCAAUAUACAUGUCACAGGUUAGGAAACAGAGUGAGAUACGACACUUUCCUAAUACGUCCAAGGAAGCCUGUGGGUUUUUUUCAGUUUCGUAAAGCUCUAGUGCUUAUCUGUGUUGGGAGCUCAAAUUUAGAAGAAUCCAGACUUCUUCUUUUUUUACACUGCAGAUCUAUGUAUGAUGUACAUGGUAAAAAUUCAAGGCAAAUACUGCUUCUCUAGGGGUAUUUCCAGACGUGUUUAUUGUGAGGUUGGUGCUCCUCACAGAUGCAGAGGUUUUUUCCCCCUUGCAGCAUCUGUACAGUGUAAUUUGCCUCAAAAUCCCAGCUCAUUUUACCCCACCCCCACCCCCCAUUUAAUCUGGAUUUACUCUUUCCAGGGAAAAUAUUAAGUGGGUUUUUUUUAUUUAAAAAACUUGCAAAUGAUCCGUUUGCAAAUUAAGACCACAUCUGGAAGCAACCUAGGUUGCAGUCUAGCAACCCCAGAUAGUGUCUUGUUUAAUCUUAAACUGUGUAAGCUGCCUUGAAAAUAUUUUAAAUAGGGUGGAUACCUUAACUGGGAGAAAGAACUAGAUGAGGUGUCGUGGAAACACAGGCAAGGGAUUUCACCAUGCCAAGCUAAGCAUGUACUAAAAAAACCUCCCACGGUCCUUCUUGGGUGUAAAAUUAGAGCGUGCCUUCCAUCAGUCUCUUUAAAGCAAAUAAACCAACUGCAACAGA
Molecule: messenger RNA, 7681 nt
Organism: Podarcis muralis (Common wall lizard)
Lineage: Eukaryota; Metazoa; Chordata; Lepidosauria; Squamata; Lacertidae
Gene: FLRT1
Product: fibronectin leucine rich transmembrane protein 1
Cellular component (GO): plasma membrane
Molecular function (GO): protein binding
Source: RefSeq, a predicted model, not a curated record